This is a messenger RNA of Amaranthus tricolor (Joseph's coat), 1440 nucleotides long. Its product is annotated as GDSL esterase/lipase At1g71250-like. Gene Ontology annotation, molecular function: hydrolase activity, acting on ester bonds. The transcript is spliced from 3 exons. The record is from RefSeq and is a predicted model, not a curated record. Bases 1 to 1242 code for a protein of 413 amino acids. NCBI's taxonomy places the organism in Eukaryota, Viridiplantae, Streptophyta, Magnoliopsida, Caryophyllales, Amaranthaceae.
AUGCCGUUAAAAUUCAAGGUAAAUUGGAAAAACAUUUCUCCAGUAAGAUCACUAUGUAGUGUACUGGUCAUACUAAUAAUCAUUGCGCUUAUCCUUGCUAUUGUUACUGCCAUUCAUAAUCACAAAAAAUCUCAAUCCCACUCCAAACAUCAUCCUGAUCCUUCUUCUCCUGUGAUGUCGCCUUCAAGUUCUUUUCUGGAUAGUCUCCUACAAUCUAAUGCUGUCAAUCAGAAAUCUAAAGGAUUUUUCAUAAUGGGUGAUUCUUCAGUUGAUUGUGGGUUGAACACUCUGUUUUACCCUGUGCUUCGUCGUAAUCUUUCCUUAUUCCCUUGCUCUAAUGGCGAUGAUUCUUCUCUCAUUCCUUACUUUCUGGCAAAGAAGAUAAAUUUACCAGCCAUACCUACAUUCUAUGAGCAGAAUGGCACAAUUGAGGGCAUAGUAAACGGUUUAAACUAUGGUGCAGCCCAGUCCACAAUCCUAAGCCCGGCAAAUGGCCUGAAUUUCCAGACCCUCCACCAGCAAUUAAGGCAAGCAAUUGAGACAAUCCAACUCCUACACUUACAACUCGGUGAAUUGGAAGCCCAAAGCUUCAUCAGCUCUUCCGUGUUCUACUUGUCCAUAGGCAAAGAUGACUAUAUCAACUUUUUCUUUGAAAACGCAUCGUUUCCGUCAGAAUAUAACGGAAACACUGAGCUUUUUCCAAGGCUGUUGGUGGACGAGAUGAUGAAUGCCUUAAGAGGUCUCUAUAAUGAAGGGGUUAGGAAGAUUGUUGUGAUGGGAGUUUACCCUCUUGGUUGUGCUCCUAGGGCAGUUGUAGAUUGGUAUUUUCUAACUGGAAGAAAUAGAAGAAGAAUGAGGGUUUGUGUUAGUGAGAUUAAUGAGGUAAUUACACAGCAUAAUCAGCUAUUAAAUGAUGGGAUAAUUGAUCUUAACUUGGAGCUAAGUGAUGCUCAGUUUGUAUUCUGUGAUAUAUACCAAGCCUAUAUUCAGAUCAUGUCCACCCCACAAGCAUAUGGAUUUGAAGAUGUAAGAGGAGCAUGCUGUGGAAGAGGAUGGCAUGGAGCAGCAGAAGGGUGUCAAAACAUAGAGAAUGCUUGCAACCAAACAUCAACUCAUAUAUGGUGGGAUUUCUACAACCCAACUCAUGCUGUCAAUUCUCUGCUGGCUGACUCAGCCUGGUCUGGCCAACCAUUGGGUGACAUCUGUCAUCCUUUCAGCAUUCAAGGACUGAUGAAGCUUUAGCUUAAUGAUGAUGAUAAAUAAGAACCCUGUAAUUGGAUUUAGUUGCAAGCUUACUGCUUACUGCUUACUGAGUUAAAUUGAUUGUUUUACCAAUUACUCAGUAUUAGACUCGUAAAUGUACUUCUAAUAACAGUUCUGUAUGUAAAGUAUGUCAAUCAAAUAUUCGACCACAACGAAUGCGUUGUAUAACAAUGGUAU